Molecule: messenger RNA, 327 nt
Organism: Encephalitozoon hellem ATCC 50504
Lineage: Eukaryota; Fungi; Microsporidia; Unikaryonidae
Product: putative DNA-directed RNA polymerase transcription initiation factor
Exons: 1
Coding region: 1-327 (108 amino acids)
Biological process (GO): transcription-coupled nucleotide-excision repair; transcription initiation at RNA polymerase II promoter; maintenance of transcriptional fidelity during transcription elongation by RNA polymerase II
Cellular component (GO): RNA polymerase II, core complex
Molecular function (GO): DNA-directed RNA polymerase activity; nucleic acid binding; zinc ion binding
Source: RefSeq, a predicted model, not a curated record
AUGUGUGACCGCUUCUGCAAGGAGUGCAGUAACCUUCUUUAUCCAAAAGAAGACGACAAUACUCUGUUUCUUGCAUGCAAAAACUGUGAGCACAUCCAGGAGGCAAAGUCCCAUCGCCUUUACGUGAAGAACUUCAGACCAAAGCACACGUCAAUAGAGUUGUAUGCCAAGGAUCUUGCACAGGAUCCUACGCUUCCCUCAAUAAGGAUCGAUUGUAAGAAUUGCGGAUUUAACAAAGGGUUGUACUUUCAGUCAAGAGGCGGCGAAGACGACGUCGCAUUGAAUAUUUACUACCUGUGUUGCAGGUGCCACCAUCUAUGGACAUGA